AUGGAUAGCGCCAGUAGUUCACCCAGGUUUAUCGUCAAUGGAAAGUAUAAAAUCAUACUUAAGAUAGGAAGUGGUUCGUAUGGAGACGUUUAUCUUGGCAUCGACAUCACAAAUAGAAAACGGGUUGCUAUAAAAUUGGAGUCAAAAAAAGCAAAGUAUCAACGACUACUCUACGAAGGUAAAUUAUAUAAAAUUCUUCAAAGUGGUGUCGGUAUACCUGAUAUACUAUGGUGUGGAGAAGAAAAUAAUUAUAAUGCUUUAGUCAUGGAUCUUCUUGGAACAAGUUUAGAAAAACUUUUUACAUUUCGUUUACGACAUUUUACUAUGAAAACUGUUUUAAUGCUAGCUGAUCAGAUGAUUGAACGAAUUGAAUAUGUUCACAAUAAGAAUUUGAUUCAUCGAGACAUUAAACCAGAGAAUUUUCUUAUGGGAAUCGGAACACAUCGCAAUAUUCUUUAUCUCAUAGACUAUGGUUUAGCAAAACCAUAUAUUCUCAAAAAACAACAUAUACCUUAUCGUGAGGAUACAGGUUUGGCUGGUACUAUCAGUUAUGUUAGCAUUAAUUCCCAUUUGCGUAUUGAACAAAGUCGUAGGGACGAUAUGGAGUCGAUAGGAUAUGUGUUAAUGUAUUUUAAUCGUGGAAGUCUACCGUGGCAAAAUGUGACAGCAGCAACGAAAAAACAAGCAUAUGAAAAAGUAAGUGAAAAAAAAAUGUCGAUACCAGUAGAAGUUCUUUGUGAGGGAUUUCCGGCCGAAUUUGCAACGUACUUGAAUUACUGUCGAGGUCUCCGCUUUGAUGAAACUCCAAAUUAUACGUACCUGAGGCAAUUAUUUAUCAAUUUAUUUCGCUCACUUAAUCUUCAAUACGACUACGUAUUCGAUUGGAAUAAGCCUAAGAAAGAACAGAAGACCGACCAGUCGGAAGUAGAAAAUUGA
Centruroides sculpturatus (bark scorpion) is the source of this 936-nucleotide messenger RNA. Its product is annotated as casein kinase I-like. Lineage: Eukaryota; Metazoa; Arthropoda; Arachnida; Scorpiones; Buthidae. The transcript has a single exon. The record is from RefSeq and is a predicted model, not a curated record. Gene Ontology annotation, biological process: peptidyl-serine phosphorylation; negative regulation of canonical Wnt signaling pathway; signal transduction. The coding region runs from base 1 to 936 and encodes 311 amino acids. Gene Ontology annotation, cellular component: nucleus; cytoplasm. Gene Ontology annotation, molecular function: ATP binding; protein serine/threonine kinase activity.